AAAGAUGGCGGCGCCCACCAGUGCGAACAUUUCUGCUUGAAAAGGUUGAGUCUUCGUCGUCACUGCUUGUUUAUUUCUGCCGUCGGUUGCGUUCAAGAACGGUGUGUUACAAUGGAUACGGCAUGGUCACCUAUCGCUCGUCGGUACGAUCCUCUUAAAGCCGGCAGCAUUGAUGGGACGGACGUCAAACCUCACGACCAUGGCAUCGUCCGUGCCAUGGAAGCUACCUACAAAACAAACAAACAUGUAAAAACUGACCCACGCCUGACUAUCUUUGUAGCCCGGCUCAGUCCAUCUACAACUGAGGACACCGUGAAAGAGUUCUUUAGUCAUUAUGGGGACGUGAAGAGCUGUCACUUGGUCAGGGAUGUCGUCACCGGAUUCUCCAAGCGCUAUGCUUUCGUCGAGUACUACGAUGCGAGAGAUGCCUUGGCUGCAAGCAACGCAAACCAAACGCUCAUCGAUGAUUGCAAAGUCUUUGUGGACUUUGAACAAGAGAGAUUGCUGCCCGGUUGGAUACCCCGUCGACUCGGUGGUGGCUUUGGAGGAAAGAAGGAGUCUGGACAGCUGAGAUUCGGUGGCCUCGACCGUCCUUUCAAAAAGCCCAUCGGCCUCGGUUCCAGAAGUGGAGCCAACUUAUCGGAGCCAUUUAACGACAGAGGUCACCAGUUCUCUCACCGCCGUGAAAACCGUUACUCAGGCUCCGACUACAGAGCCAGGGAUUAUGACAGGAGAGACGAUACCAGCCGCGAGAAGAGGUCGAGCUACGAACGGUCGCGUCAACACCGCUAUGAAGGGGACUACAGAAGUGACCGUGCCGAGAGGUCCCACGGCCGACCACACGAGAGCGGCAGUGACCGCCGAAGAAAGCACGACGACCACUCCAGUCGUGAAAGCCGGGACGAACAUGAGAGCAGGGAACGCAGAAGUCGCAGGUCACCUGUUUGACAAGAACACUGUGGGAAACUCCCUUUCCUUUAUUUUGUAAAAAGUGAUUGUAUGAUCCUUCCAUUCUUUCAGCUAAUUUAAUCUUUCAGAUCUGCAACAUGAAUAAAAGGAUAUUUUGUGUGUUUUUAGUUCAGAUUAUAAUGAGUUUCAGCCGUAACAUU
Molecule: messenger RNA, 1109 nt
Organism: Rhipicephalus sanguineus (brown dog tick)
Lineage: Eukaryota; Metazoa; Arthropoda; Arachnida; Ixodida; Ixodidae
Product: U11/U12 small nuclear ribonucleoprotein 35 kDa protein
Exons: 5
Coding region: 112-948 (278 amino acids)
Biological process (GO): mRNA splicing, via spliceosome
Cellular component (GO): precatalytic spliceosome; U12-type spliceosomal complex
Molecular function (GO): snRNA binding; mRNA binding
Source: RefSeq, a predicted model, not a curated record